AUGCAGAACUUCGAUUCCGUAAUGACGGCAACGCAGCAACCACCGCAAUCGGCAGAACAGCAGCAGACAGUAACACCGAAUGGUGGUUGGUUUGAUUUAACGAUCAAAUCGGAACCACUCGACUACCAUUCGCACCAUCAUUCGCUGCAGCAUCACCACCAUAACCACCACCGUCACCUGCAUCAUCAGCAGCAACACCAGGCGCAACAAGACACAACACUCAUGUCGAGCGAUGCACACUCGAACCCAACGUCACCGCAGAGCGUGGACAGUAUGGACUCGCUGAGCGGCAAGAGUGGUUUCUUCGAGGGCAAAGGAACAACGGGCAUCAUGGCCGGGGGAUACAAUCCGCUCGGUUUUAACCCACUAACGCCUCCGGGAUAUUCGGGACUGCUGAUUCCACCGCCAGCGUCAGCUCAACAUCAGCUACCAACGCAACAACAGCAGCGCCUGGCAACGCCCAACCGCAUGUACGGAGGAAACGGAAGUGCAGUCAAGGUAGAUCUUGCCUCACUGACACCAACGCACACACCACCAAUGGACGUGACGCCACCGAAAUCUCCCAAGGAACCUCUAGAGACACCCACCAAGGAGGAAGAACCGGGCUCAGACUGUGAGGAUGUGUCGUACGAUGGCAGCGAAGACGAGGAGGGCAUCCGCAAGCCCAAGGUGAACUCGCACGGACAGGUCAAGAAGUUCCGUUGCAAGCAGUGUGACUUCAUCGCCGUGACGAAGCUCAGCUUUUGGGAGCAUACCCGGGUCCACAUUAAGCCGGAAAAGAUGCUUACCUGCCCGAAGUGUCCGUUCGUGACGGAGUACAAGCACCAUCUGGAGUACCACCUGCGGAACCACCAGCGUUCGAAACCGUUCCAGUGUCCGAAGUGUAGCUAUAGCUGCGUCAACAAGUCGAUGCUGAAUUCGCACAUGAAAUCGCACUCGAAUGUGUUCCAGUACCGGUGUGCUGAUUGCAACUACGCCACCAAGUACUGCCAUUCGCUCAAGUUGCAUCUCCGCAAGUACGCACACAAGCCGGACGUGGUGCUCAAUCUGGAUGGAACGCCGAACCCACUGCCGAUCAUCGAUGUUUAUGGUACGAGACGUGGUCCAAAGGCGAAGCCUCAGAAGAAUGUCGAUAAGUUCCUCCAGAAGCAGGAGCAGAGCCACCAACAACAGCAACCGUCAAUCAAGCAGCAAGAACCGUCGAGUGGCUUGAUGAACGCUGGUGAUCAAUCGGCACCUCUGACGCCGCUUAACCAGCAGGGCAUGACAACCGCCCCGACGACUCCCUUCACACCUCCUGGAAGUGGUCAGACGAAUGGACUGAUGCGGAACCUCUUCCCACACCAACUGUUCCCGAGCCCGUUGGCGCACAUGUUCAAGAGUGCCGCUGCCAACGGUAACUUGCCACUGUUCCCGUACCUGAACCUCAACUUCCAGAUGUUUGCCGACCAGCAGGCCGGUUUGUCCCAACUUUCGCCGAGAAGCUUCCAGCAGAACCUGAUGAACCAGCUGACCGGGGAGAAGCUGAACGGUAGUGCCAGCAGCGGUUCCGACCACGACAACGAUCUCUCCGUGAAGACGACCUCGAGCGGUGGUUCACUUGGGGAGGAACUGCUGAAACAGAUCACGGCUGCUGCCGCGGACAGUUCUGCCUCUGCUGCGGGACGGAACGUAGUCGAGGACAGUGAGUCGGAAACGGUUUCCGCACUGCUUCAACCUUCGUUCGAUGAGUUCCCACCUGCGGUAUCGUCCAAUAACCCCCGUACACCUUCGACCACCGGUAAGGGUGAGCGAAGUCGCCGAAAGGGUCGUGCCUUCAAGCUGGAGCGUCUCAGCGAACCGGCAACGUCCUCAGCCGGUUCGACCGAGAUGGAUACGCACUACGACGAGGAACCCACUGUGACGGUGCCCGCUGUAGCAACCACACGAGAUUCCGCAGCCACGCCCAAGGAACGAUCGCUCGAGUGCAAGUACUGCGACAUUGCGUUCCGGGACGAUGUGCUGUACACGAUCCACAUGGGUUACCACGGGUACGACGAUGUGUUCAAAUGUAAUAUGUGCGGCGAGAAGAGUGAGGAUCGUAUCGGAUUCUUCCUGCACAUUGCCCGCAAGGCUCACUGA
This is a messenger RNA of Anopheles marshallii, 2121 nucleotides long. It is a transcript of the gene hb, whose product is annotated as protein hunchback. Lineage: Eukaryota; Metazoa; Arthropoda; Insecta; Diptera; Culicidae. The transcript has a single exon. Gene Ontology annotation, molecular function: RNA polymerase II cis-regulatory region sequence-specific DNA binding; DNA-binding transcription factor activity. Bases 1 to 2121 code for a protein of 706 amino acids. The record is from RefSeq and is a predicted model, not a curated record. Gene Ontology annotation, biological process: regulation of transcription by RNA polymerase II.